CCCGCGGCUUCCCAAAGCCCGCUCCUCUGGGCUCCUUGCCCGCGCCCAGGCUCUCCCGGCGGUCCUGUGCUCACGGAGUUCCUCCCUCCUCCAGCCUCCCUCUGUCACCGCUCCACUGCUCGCUCUGUCCCGCCCGUGGAGCCGCCUGCUCUCCAUACAAGCUUCUCCAGCGGCGGGACACCCCUCCAUUCCCCCGGGGCUGAGUGAAAUGUGCUGGGCCUCGUCAGGCAGUUCCAGGACUUUAAUUCAGUCUCCCGCGUGCUUACUGCAUCUUUCCAAACGUUUUCUGUGUCAGGGAGGUUUACGUUGGGUAUUAGGAAAAGGUUCUUCCCCCAAAGGGUGGUUGGGCACCGGAACAGGCUCCCCAGGGAAGUGGUCACCGAGCCUGACAGAGCUCAAGAAGUGCUUGGACAAUGCUCCUGAGCACAUGGUGUGACUGUUGGCGUGUCCUGUGCAGGGCCGGGGGUUGGAGUCAGUGAUCCUUGUGGAUCUCUUGUAGCUCAGGACAUUCUGUGAUUUAUUUCUCUAUCAGACCAGCCCCUUCCUCCUUUCUUGGCACACCUGCCUAAGACAGUUUUAGAUUCAUAAAAGUCUCACACAGGGUCUUUUUUAGGCUCCUUGAAAGACCCACACAGCACUGGGCUGGAGUGCCCUUAACUGGGGCAGGGAGAGGCACUCUCCUUGUCCUAGUCCCAUGCACACAAGCCUGGAAAGGAAAACAGCUUAGUGCCGUGUCUUUUGGAUUUGAUUAUCCUCUGUGCCAUGCAUCCUGGCUUGGCCCAACACAUGGCUGACUGACCAUUGCAUUGUGUGCGUGAUGGUACCUGGGAGCAGGAAGGACACUGCAUUUCUCUUUCUCAUCCUGAAAUUCCAUGUGUUUGAAUGAGUUUAGUGCUAGUGCAGUGUGCCCUUGGCUGUUUUUUCACUCCCACCCAGUGCUCUGACCCCUGCUUGGGUGACCUGUAGGGCCUGAGGUCACCCAAAUAUGCCCUCUCAGGCAUGACGUUGGCUGGUGGGCUUCCCUUGAGCUGUGCACAGGCAUGGGGUCUGUGUUCUUUGUGUCUCAGAAUCACAGAAUCAAUUAGGCUGGAAAAUACCUCUGAGAUCAUGGAGUCCAAGCCAUGACUAAACACCACCCUGUCAACCAGAGACCUUGGCACUGAGUGUCAUGUCCAGUCUUUCCUUAAACACCUCCAGGGACGGUGACUCCACCACCUCCCUGGGCAGCCCUUUCCCAUAUCGAAUCACCCCUUCUGGGAAGAAAUGCUUCCUAACGUCCAACAUAAACCUCCCCAUGUGCAGCUUGAGACUGUGACCUCUCAUCCACUAGUCUCCCUUCAGUGAAGCAUUAUAUGCAUGUGUAGCUCCUGGGCUUUAAAAUACUUUUUUUGUAAAUAAGCAGUGCUGAAAUUGGCUUGCAUAAGGAAGCCCUCCUUUCUGUUUUAAAAUAAAUAAAUAGAAAUAAGACAUAAGUAAAAAGGAAAUAAUUAGUAAAAAUAAGAAAAAAACUUAGAAGUACUGAAAUGCUAAUUUUGAGAUGAGUGUGAUGUUAUGGGGGGGGGGGAACAUGGAGGCUCCUGAAUGAUUCAUGUGCGCCUGCACAUGAAUCCUGAGUAUGGUCCUGGAUUUGUUUUUAUUACAGAUGAGAGACAUCAUGGAGGGUAGAAACAAGAAAUCCGAAGCACUGAUAUGACAUAAGUGAAAAAGUGUUUAUAAGACCCUGUUUGAUAAGAGAGAAAAGGAGCAAUUCUAUAGAUAGAUACCAUAACCUUAAGAAUGCAGUCGAUUUAUCAAAGAGUUGGCCCGUGUUCCUCAUGUUUGAAGAGACAACUAAAUGGUUUCCUGGGAUUAAUUAAAUGGCAAAGACUGAUUCCUGCUUGUGUGAGAACGAUUUACAGUGAGACGGGGAAAUGGGAAAAAAACUAUGGGUUGGAGACAAGAAAACAAGUUGAAAAUUGGUGGUUCCCAAGAAUAAAGGAUCAGUUCUGCAGAAUUUCAGAAACUGAUAAAUCAAGACCAAAAUUUUAUGUGCUUUCUAUGUUCCCAUAUCCUUCUGGGAAGCUUCACAUGGGCCAUGUUCGUGUCUACACCAUCAGUGAUGCAGUAGCUCGGUUCCAGAAAAUGAGAGGGAUGCAGGUGAUAAAUCCAAUGGGAUGGGAUGCUUUUGGUUUACCAGCAGAAAAUGCUGCAGUUGAACAUGGCCUUCACCCUGCAAGCUGGACACAAAGUAACAUUCAGCACAUGAGGAAACAGUUUGAUGCACUAGGUCUGUCUUUUACAUGGGAAAGGGAGGUAACCACCUGCUUACCAGAGUACUACAAAUGGACACAAUAUCUCUUUCUUAAGCUUUUUGAAGCUGGGAUAGUAUAUCAAAAAGAGGCCUUGGUUAACUGGGAUCCAGUGGAUCAGACUGUUCUAGCUAAUGAGCAGGUGGAUGACAAUGGUUGCUCAUGGCGUUCAGGAGCAAAAGUGGAGCAGAAAUACCUCAAACAGUGGUUUAUCAAGACAACUGCUUAUGCAAAGGCCAUGUUUGAUGCUUUAUCUGAUCUCCCUGAGUGGUAUGGUAUUAAAGAAAUGCAAGCAAAUUGGAUAGGUGAUUGCAUUGGGUGCUCUCUUGACUUCUUGCUGAAGGUUAAUGGCAAAGUAACAGAAGAGAAGCUAGCAGCUUACACCUAUACACCUGAAGCCAUUUAUGGAGCUUCCCAUUUAUAUAUCUUACCAACUCACAGACUGUUGCAUGGGAAUAGCAGUCUCAAAGAAGUCUUUCAGAGGGAGUUCAUCCCAGGGAAAGACUCACUUACUUCAGUGACAGCUGUGAAUUUGCUUACCAAUCAGGAGAUUCCUGUAGUCAUCUCAGCAAAAACCAAUUUUGAUAAUUAUCUUGAUACUAAAAUAGAGUUGUCCCAUGAAUCUGCCUGUCUUACCCUUUUCCUGGACGUGGAGCCUGAUCCCAAAACUGGGCAGCUAAGAAUUCCUAGUACUAGUGCAGAGGAUGCUGCAGUAGCUAAGAAUCUGGGCAUUUCUUUCACUGAAGUCAUUGAGACAUUGCCAAGUGGUUUGGAGAAAGUCAUUAAUUCUGCAGAGAUCACCGGCAUGACCCGGCAGGAGGCUUUAAAAGCUAUUACUGAGCAGGCCAAAAAUAAAAGAAUAGGUGGAGACCUAACGAGUGACAAAUUGAGAGACUGGUUAAUAUCUCGACAGCGCUACUGGGGAACACCCAUUCCAAUCAUUCACUGCCAGGCGUGCGGCGCUGUCCCCGUGCCUUACGAGGACUUACCUGUGGUGCUGCCCAAUGUGACCACGUUCACAGGAAAGGGAGCCUCACCUUUGGAAAGUGCCCCAGAAUGGGUGAACUGUUCCUGUCCAAGGUGCAAGGCAGCAGCACGGCGAGAAGUCGAUACCAUGGAUACAUUUGUUGAUUCUGCUUGGUACUACCUGAGGUACACUGACCCUCACAACACUGACAGGCCCUUUAAUAGUGACUUAGCAGACUACUGGAUGCCUGUGGAUUUGUACAUUGGAGGAAAGGAGCAUGCAGUUAUGCACUUAUUCUACGCAAGGUUCUUCAGCCAUUUUUGCCAUGAUCUAAAGAUGACAAAACACAAGGAGCCUUUCCAUAAGCUCUUGGUUCAAGGUCUUAUCAAGAAUCAGACAUUCAGACUAACAACAACAGGCCAGUGUUUGAAGAGAGAGGAGGUUGAUCUCAGUGGAAGUGAACCAGUUCACCUAAAAACUGGUGAGAAGCUCCAAGUUGCUUGGGAAAAAAUGAGCAAAUCUAAGUACAAUGGAAUAGACCCUGAGGAAAUAGUGAAAGAGUAUGGCAUCGACACCCUGCGCCUUUACAUUCUGUUUGCUGCUCCUCCUGAGCAAGACAUUUUGUGGGAUGCUAAAACUGAUGCCAUGCCCGGUGUUCAGAGAUGGCAGAUACGGCUCUGGGCGCUUGUAACCAAACUUAUUGAAGCAAGGACUUCAGGAAUCAUGCCCAAUCCUGAGCUUCUGAAUAAGAAAGAGAAGGCUGAAGCCAGAAGGAUCUGGGAGCAGAAGAAUCUGGUGAUUUCUGAGGUAACCGAGUACUUCACAAAGGAUCAUUUGUUCAAUGCAGCUAUUUCCCGAUUGAUGAGCCUCACAAAUGUACUCCAGCAAGCUCCUCGGCCUCUUGUUCUCCACAGCACAGAAUUUGAAGAUGCUUUGGCUUCACUCUGCAUUAUGGUUGCACCUAUGGCUCCCCACAUUGCAUCAGAGAUGUGGAAAGGUUUGGCACAUGUGCAGAAUAAACUUUGUACUCAUCAUCACUGGGAUGUUGAUGUUCUGCAGCAGUCCUGGCCCAGAGUAGACCCAGAUUACCUUCAGCCAUCAGAUGUUGUGGAAAUGUCUGUACUGAUCAAUAACAAAGCUUGUGGCAAAGUUUUUGUGCCUCAGCAAGCAGCCCGCAAUUUUGACGAAGUCCACGAGCUCGUUCUUCAGAGUGAACUUGGAGUCAAGCAUCUCCAGGGACGAGCCAUUAAAAAGGCCUUUCUGUCUCCCAGAACGGCCCUUAUCAAUUUCUUAGUGCAAGAAUAGUAAAGGCUCUGCUGGGCUGUAAAAGGGAACUGGAAUCUUUGGUGGAGGUGGAAACCAAUGCAAAAAGAGCAGUUAUGGUCAUUUCACUUCAUGUAAAGGUGGGAAAGAAAUCUUAUUAAAAUCAGGUUGCUGAUAAAUUUUCCUUUCAAUGUGGAGAAAUGUGCAGAAUUAAAUUUCUUAUUGAGUCACGGUAA
Molecule: messenger RNA, 4754 nt
Organism: Vidua macroura (Pin-tailed whydah)
Lineage: Eukaryota; Metazoa; Chordata; Aves; Passeriformes; Viduidae
Gene: LARS2
Product: leucyl-tRNA synthetase 2, mitochondrial
Exons: 22
Coding region: 1777-4560 (927 amino acids)
Biological process (GO): leucyl-tRNA aminoacylation; mitochondrial translation
Cellular component (GO): mitochondrion
Molecular function (GO): ATP binding; aminoacyl-tRNA deacylase activity; leucine-tRNA ligase activity
Source: RefSeq, a predicted model, not a curated record